GCAAAGUCUGUAAGAAGCUAUACGGACUGAAGCAACAGCAGACGAACUAGGAGUCCCACUGCUGAUCCUCAGCUAUGGCAAGCGCCAAGCCACAGUCCAGCCCCAGCGCAGGUCAAAUUGAGAAAGAUAGCAGCAGUGCCUCACAGAACAAAGAACAGAAAGCAAAUGUUGCAGAAACCGAUGGAUGGACUUCAAGGACUUUGGAACUGGAUCCAAGUGCAGAAUAUAAAAUGACCCAUAAAAGAAGAGGCUUGGCAUUAAUUUUUAACCAUGAAGACUUCUACUGGCAAUUGAGACUUGGUUCCCGGCGUGGGACUAAUACUGACAGCAUGAACCUUAACAGAAUCCUAACAGACCUGGGGUUUGAUGUUCAGAACUAUUAUAACCUAAGAACAUUGGACAUUCUUGAAAAGAUCCAGGAAGCAUCUACAGCAGACCACAGCAACGCUGACUGCUUUCUCUGUGUUUUCCUGAGUCAUGGAGAAGAUAGGCAUAUUUACUCUUAUGAUUCCUUGAUUGAUAUUCAGGAAUUGACCAAUUCAUUCAAAGGAGACAAGUGUGAAAGCUUAGUAGGAAAGCCAAAGAUAUUUAUAUUCCAGGCAUGUCGAGGAGAGAAGCAUGAUAAUCCAGUCUUGCCUACGGAUGAAACUGACAGUGUGACCCUCACAAACAUAACUGAAGUGGAUGCUGCUUCAUUAUAUACUCUGCCUGCUGGAGCUGAUUUUAUUAUGUGCUAUUCUGUUGCAGAAGGCUACUAUUCUCACCGUGAAACUGUGAAUGGCUCUUGGUACAUACAGGACCUCUGUGAAGUGCUUAAAGCACAUGCUGCUUCUCUGGAAUUUACAGAAAUCCUGACACUUGUGAACAGGAAAGUGUCACAGCGAUCUGUUGAAUUUUGCAAUGAUCCCAAGGCAAUAGGGAAAAAACAAAUCCCAUGUUUUUCUUCUAUGCUAACUAAAAAGCUCUUCUUAAAGCCAAAGUCAAAUUGAUAUAAAAUAUUUUUUGCAUACAAAUACCACUCUUAGGGGCAGAUUUAUGAUUGUUCGACCCUUUCGGUUAAGUAAAAAGCUGCCAAACUUUUUCUUAUUUAAGGUAGACAGUUCCUGGACAAAAUACCUCAACUAAUAAGGUGUUUUCCCUGAAAAGCCUUGUGUAAGUUCUUUAACACAGGGUUUCCUUUAUGAUUGCUUGAGCCUUUUGGCUUAUAAAUCUGCCUCUUAAGGUGCCCAUACAUGCACUGAUAUUAUCUAUUCAGUGCGUGUAUGGUGGGUUGGCGAGCCAACCAAUAUUGGAAAAAGCCUUGGAUAUAGGUCACCUUGUUGAUCGGCCAGAGUGGAAAAUUUUGGAGGUGCCCGAACAUCAGGAGAUAAGGGGUAGAAUUCUAUUGUUUCUAUUUGCAUAUCUGACGAUUCAGAUCUUAACGUUAGUGGAGUGGAUGAACAAUCUUUCCUGCGACCAAUGGUCACAGGAAAGAUUGUUAUUGUAACGUGCAUGGCCACCUUAAGUCUCUGGAGGAUGGCAUAAAUAAACCACAGUUUAUGCAUUCCUGGGAAAUAGAAAUGUAUUUGUUGGAAGUUACUGGAUCAGCUGAUCAUUCCAAAUACCCUGUUCUCCUCAACUCCUCUUGUGAUUUUUCUUGAUUUCUUGCAUGUAAAAAUGACCACUUUCUCAGGUGAUUCCAUUGCUGAAUUUUCUAUAGCUUCAUGUGUUUGAGACAAAAUUGUCAUCCUGUGCCUUUUAAUACAGUGUUGACAUGAUUACUGAUAAGUGUAGUUUGCCUCAUGUAAUUAUAUACUCAGUCCCGGAUUUGUGGCAAAGCUGCUGCAUCUAAAUUAAGUCCUAAGCACUGGGGAAGUGCUCCAAACCAGACUAUAGAAGUGUGCACAUGUGCAUGUGCAUAACUGGGGGGGGGCAACAUGAACGCAUGAAGACGGGAGCAUAGAGGUGCUCGCUGUGUAAAUCCGGGUCUGCAUAUACGUUAAGCUAUCUAUUUAAUAACAGUAUAACCAAAGGUUAGUGGUAUAUUUCACACUACUGUGCAGUUUAAAGUAGAUACCUCAUUUAACAUAGCAGGAAUUGUUAUCAAUCAAGAGAAGAUGCGGUAUUUGUGACAGUGGAAAAACUAAUGUGACAGAAGAAUCUAGGUCCAUGACAGAGUUACUGACCCUACCUCACUAGGUACAACAGAGAUGCCUUUUAAAGGAACUGUUCUGUGUUAAAAUAAUACUGGCAAAAUAGGCUGUGCAAAAUGAAAAUGUUUUCAUUAUAGUUAGCUAAAAAUGUAAUCUAUAAAAGCUGGAGUGAACAGAUGUCUAACAUAAUAGCCAGACACUACUUCCUCAUUUGCAGGUCUCUAACCUGUUACCAGUCAGUAACCAAGCAGUGAUUGAGGGGGGGUUGUAUAGAUGUUCAGUUAGUUUGAUUUUGCGUCUGACCUGUGUGCUAACAAACUAAACGGUUAUGUCCCAUAACCCCCCCCCAAGUCGCUGAUUAACUAAGAGGUUAGAGAGCUGAAAGGAGGAAGUAGUGUUCUGGCUAGACAUCCUCUCACUCCAGCUUUCAUAGAUUACAUUUUUUGGAUAAGUAACUAUAUUAGAAAUAUGUUUGAUCUGUUUACCCAUUUUUUUUACACUGAACUGUUUCUUUAACAUAUCCAAAAAUACCUCCAGCGUCUCUCUCACCCUCAAAUGAAUUCCUUUCAUUAACCUAGGUCACAUUCAUUUUGCCUACCACCACAUAAUUCAGUACCGCAUUUGUCUCCAAAAUAAUUCUGUGUAUUUUGCAAUUAAUUCCCACAACUAAAAUCUUUGAGAGAAAGGCAGCCAGACAGGCGUUUCACUCUCAUCCAAGAGCUUUAUCAAAGGCUAGCUUGCCCUUAUCUGUGUAACAAAACCUGUCUUUUUUUACUUACCAUAUAAUUCUUAUAUUUUUAUUUUAAGUUAUUUUGUCAAAAUGAAUACUGUAACUGGUGUUUUAAUGGUAAAGAAGUAAACCAAUUAUCAAGGGUGAGGUGCACUUUUUGUAAUAUCUUUAUAAAAUCUAUGAAAAA
Messenger RNA from Xenopus tropicalis (tropical clawed frog), 3049 nucleotides. RefSeq names its product caspase 6 (gene casp6). The record is from RefSeq and is marked validated. Lineage: Eukaryota; Metazoa; Chordata; Amphibia; Anura; Pipidae. Gene Ontology annotation, molecular function: cysteine-type endopeptidase activity; cysteine-type peptidase activity. Gene Ontology annotation, biological process: proteolysis. Gene Ontology annotation, cellular component: cytoplasm; nucleus.